Corticium candelabrum is the source of this 1533-nucleotide messenger RNA. RefSeq names its product cholesterol 24-hydroxylase-like. Gene Ontology annotation, biological process: cholesterol catabolic process. Bases 1 to 1533 code for a protein of 510 amino acids. Gene Ontology annotation, molecular function: iron ion binding; heme binding; cholesterol 24-hydroxylase activity. The record is from RefSeq and is a predicted model, not a curated record. NCBI's taxonomy places the organism in Eukaryota, Metazoa, Porifera, Homoscleromorpha, Homosclerophorida, Plakinidae. The transcript has a single exon.
AUGAUGCUAUUCGUCUACCUUUGCUGUGCUGCACUGGGCUUCUCUUGCCUCAUCGCAUUGUCAUUCACGGCUCUAGCAGUAUUGCUAUAUCGUAAGCGCUAUCAUUUUCGGAUGAUUCCCGGUCCGCCAAUCAAGGAUUUUUUUCGUGGCCACGUCUCUGAACUGAGAGAGCGAUACAAGCAAGGCAAAGCGUUCCACACGUGGCAUCUAGAACUCUGCCAGCAGUAUGGAAAUAUUUUUAUUCUGUGGACAAUGCACCACGAAAGAAUUUACGUGUGCCAUCCAGAUAAUGUAAGAAAAGUGUUGGUUAACUCAAUCCACUCCAAGUCACCCGAUAUCUAUCGAAAGUCUUAUGCUAUCUAUGGAAAGCGUUUCCUUGGUUCUGGGUUGGCAAGCAAUGUUAACCAUGCUGACUGGCAAAGAAGGCACAUUGCUAUUGCUCCUGCAUUCCAGACAAGGCAACUACGUCAUCGAAUGUGUGAUUUCAAUGAUAUUACUCGUAGAUUCAUUAGUCGGCUGGAAGGGUCAAAAUGCAAGGUUUUGUCCAUGAAACAACUGUUUCCUCUGUUAACAGUAGAAUUGAUUGCAAAAGUUGCUCUUGGACUGGAUAGUCAGACGAUUCAGGACAGUAUCAGCAAUUCUAGCAUCCCCAGAGCCUUGGCUGCUGCAUGCAGAGGAUAUUUGACUGAACGUCUCAAUCCACUCCUAUGGCUCAAACCAUGGAAAAGAGGUACUCUUCAUGGCAUCCACAAUGCUGUUGAACAGAUACGCCAAAUUUCAAAAGACUGUAUUUGCAAAAGGCAAAACGAGUUAAUGGCUGGAAGCGAAACUCCCAAUGAUGGCCUUGAUCACAUCAUCAAGAUGGCACAAGUGCACCCUGAUUUGACACUGGAGGACCUGAUUGACGAAGUUGUUACAAUAUUUGUGGCUGGAUUUGAUACAGCUGCUACAACAUUGUGUUUGGCAAUAAGAGAACUGUCACAAGUGCCAGAUGUUGAAAAACAACUACUUGAGGAAAUCACCCAAGUCCUUGGUUCACGGAGAAACGUUGAAUUUGAAGAUCUGACAAAGCUGCAAUAUACCACUGCCAUUAUCAAAGAAGUUCUUCGUUUAUAUCCAGCAGCUUAUGCUACCAUUCGCCAACUGCAGAAUACUCAGUCAAUGUGUGGGGUAGAGGUACCAUCUGGAUCAAAUGUUGUUGUCAGCUUCUAUGUCAUGCAUAGACUACCUGAAUACUGGAAAGAACCAGAAAAAUUCUCUCCUAACCGGUUCCUAAACCAAAACAAUGGAAGCAUCCAUUCAUUUACAUACUUACCCUACAGUGCUGGACCGAGGAUGUGUCUGGGUAAGCAGUUGGUUACUAUAGAAAUGAAAGUAGCUCUAGCUCUACUCUACCAGACAUUCCGCUUUGAAGUGAUGGAAGACCCAGACACAUGGGGACUGACUCAAGACAUGAUACUUCGACCAAACACAGAAAUCAAGUGUAAGCUCCACCUUAGAUCAGAAGACAUUGAAAGACACAAGAAGACUUAA